CUCCGCCCUGCAUGUGUUUGUGUGUUGUCGGGGCCUCCGGCUGCAUAGUCCACAUUUCCCAGGCGCAUCAUCAGAGCUGACGUGGGCUCUACGUGUGUAGCGAGUCGGGCUUCCUCUUCACCCGUAACGAGUGACGAGACUCUACGUAAAACUCUGGCCGAUCGCCAUGGAAACUGCAACCAUAGCGCAACAGGAAGCCAGUGCAACUGAGAAAGUAACAAGUGAUAUACAGUCAGACUCUGACUCACUCACACAGGUGAAUGAGGGUGUAACUGUGGUGUCAUUACCUGAUGGACAGACACUACAUGUGCAGGGAGUCAUUCAGACAACACAGCCCUCUGUUAUACAGUCACCUCAGAUACAAACUGUGCAGGUAGCUGCUGAUACUGGCGGCCCAGGUACAACACCAUCAGACUCUCAGAAGAGGAGGGAGAUUCUGUCCAGACGCCCAUCUUACAGGAAAAUUCUUAAUGAGUUGUCAUCAGAUGUACCUGCUGUGCCAAAGAUUGAGGAAGAGGAGAAAGUUGAGGAAGAAGCCCCGCCCACCUCUAGUGUUGCUACAGUGACGGCACCAUCUUCAAUCUAUCAGACCAGCUCAGGGCAAUACAUUGCAAUCACUCAGGGUGGAGCGAUACAGCUGGCCGGCCCUGGAGGAGAGGCUUUGCAAGGGGUUCAGGCUCUGACUCUUCCCAGCCCCGCCACACCCCAGCCUGGGGCCACUAUCCUGCAGUACGGCCCCCAGCCUGGAGACCCUGGCCAACAGCUACUGCUAACCGCUGGACAGGUGCUCGUUCAGGCUGCCACAGGAGACAUGCCAGCAUAUCAGAUCCGCUCCCCGUCGUCCGGGUUACCACCAGGCGUCGUUAUGGCAGCAUCGCCGGGGGCGAUGCACAGCCCACAGCCAAACGCAGAGGAGGCCACACGCAAGAGGGAAGUCCGCCUGAUGAAGAACAGGGAGGCGGCGCGCGAGUGUCGCAGAAAGAAGAAAGAAUAUGUCAAGUGUUUGGAGAAUCGUGUCGCUGUGCUGGAAAACCAGAACAAGACUCUCAUAGAGGAGCUCAAAGCUCUCAAAGACAUCUACUGCCACAAGCCAGAAUAACCCUCACAAACACUGCGCAAGGACUGUGUGAUUCACAAACCACCCCGUCUCUUCUCUUCUUCUGUCGCAUCGCCUGGAUUUGAUCGUUUUUGUUCGUUUGUUUGGCCAAAUGUUUUUAUAAGAAGUUGCUAACGUUGCUUUGAGGAUGCUGAGGUCUACUGCUACCUGCAUUUUAUCCUCACACACACACACACACACUUUAAGAUGGCCGUAUAUUAUUGCUGUUCUCUAUGUUUCAAAAAAACUGGAACUCUUCAUUGAUAUGUGUGGAAAAAUGUAUACGUUAUACUUGAAGUUGAAAUCAGAAAAAGAAAGUUCAUUAAGUAGAUGGCGUAAGCAGCCAUGUUAACCGAUUGCACACUGCGCACAUAAGCAGCAUGUUAAACAGUUUCUUCCAAUGCACAGAAUAUAGUAGUAAAUAUGGAGAAAAUACACUAAACCCAUUUGAAGCGACAUAAAAUAAUGGAGUGAUAUACUCAUUGUUUGAUGCAGGUUACAUUUGCAGUGACAGUUUCUGUUCAGCAAGUCUGACUGAAUUCAGGUGAUUUAAGCAGUCUGCCAUAAUUUCCAUUUUGGAUGUGAACUGGGUCCUUUUCCUUAAAUUAGAUUUCAAUCACGUUUGUACAAUUUAAUAUUUAUAUUUAUAAUUUAUAGUUGUUAAUAAAGAAAAUACUUAAUGUAGUACCCCAGAAAUAUAUAUUUUCUGUAUAGAUCCGCAGAUUCAGUUCAUGCUGUUUAUGUGUUCAGUGUGAAACACAUCUAAUACAGACUACAACACAAGUUUCCACAUAGUAGUUUUUAUAUAGGUGAAAUUAUGUGUGUGUGUUAGAUGGAUUGAACUGUUUAAUUUGUUUAUUAGCAGUCAUAAGAGCUCAUGGCUGAAUGUAACAGUGACCCACAACUUCAAGAAAUGUGACAUAAUGUUCUUAAAGGGAUAGUUCACCCAAAAAAUGUUGUAUGCUUUUUCUUUCUUAUGUGGAACACAAAUGAUGAUGUUUUAAAAAAUGUCUUGUUGUUGUUGUUACUGUUUUUUUUUUUGACCACACAAUGAAAGUCAGUGGUGUCCGGUGUUGUUUUGGAACCCAUUGUCUUUCAUUGUGUAGAUAAAACCAGUUCUUAAAAAUAUCUUUUGUUUUCCACAGAAGAAUGUUUUGAAUGGCAUGAGGAUGAGUAAAUGAUGACAGAAUUUUCAUUUUGAGGUUAACUCCCUUUAUUUCUAUUAUAUCACACAGAUUUACUUUUAUUCAUUCAGCACACUUUUAUUCAAAGUAAGAAAAAUACAAGUAUAAGCACCUCUGUCAAUUGCCUCAUGUUGGAGCUGUAAUAUGGAGUGUAAUAUUUUUAGUUAAAAUACUUUAUACCAUCUUAAUAUGCAGACAAACUAUAAAUUAGCCAUUUGUAGGUUGAUUGCUCUGUUUGUUUGAGCAUCACAACAUUGGCUCAACCAAUGGAGUGAGUUUAAGGCGGAGCUACCUGUUUGAAAUGUUCAUUUUUGCUAAUCUGUUUUGUGAUGCUAGAGGCUGAGAAAUUACACACUUCAGCUUUAAUGCUUUGUUUAUCUGUGCUCCAAUUCAUAAAAUGUGAGGAACAGUACAGUUUGCAUGGUGAAGUAAGGAAAAUGGUGUAACUAUGAAUUGUGAACAUGUUACUUACCUGUAGGUGAACGUCACAAAUAUUGCUUUUGAUGUAAUAUUGUAUAUUAUUUUAAAUCUCAGUAAUGAAUUUCUCUUUCAUUGUUUAUUAUAAUAUUAGAAGUGAAGUAUAAAAGUAAAGAGCCAUUUAUGAGUAAUAAGAGUGCAGAUUCUCGAAGUCAGGUGACAUUAACUCUGAACAGAAUUCCUCAUAUUUCAGCUGUUAGGAUGCCAGUGUGUGUGUGUGUAUCUUCUGUUUCUCAGACUGCUAGUCAUCAUGACUUCAUCUUCACUUACAGCCAAUCACGUUUCUGUGUUUCGAUGCUGUACUAUUUUAUGAAGUCUGGUCAGAAAAUGGAUUUGGUUUAAUAUUUAAAUGGCUUAUGUUUAAAUUAACCUCUCAAUUAGACUCUUCAGAUUGAUGUUAAUAUAACAGAUUGUAUGCCCUGCCUUUCUUUAACACUGUACAGAACGCUGACAUUUAUUUUUAAUAAAAUAUUUUUGUAAAUGUA
Messenger RNA from Ctenopharyngodon idella (grass carp), 3242 nucleotides. It is a transcript of the gene crema, whose product is annotated as cAMP responsive element modulator a. The record is from RefSeq and is a predicted model, not a curated record. Gene Ontology annotation, cellular component: ATF4-CREB1 transcription factor complex; nucleus. Gene Ontology annotation, molecular function: RNA polymerase II cis-regulatory region sequence-specific DNA binding; protein binding; DNA-binding transcription factor activity, RNA polymerase II-specific. Gene Ontology annotation, biological process: regulation of transcription by RNA polymerase II. The coding region runs from base 167 to 1099 and encodes 310 amino acids. The transcript has 8 exons. Lineage: Eukaryota; Metazoa; Chordata; Actinopteri; Cypriniformes; Xenocyprididae.